Molecule: messenger RNA, 1506 nt
Organism: Bacidia gigantensis
Lineage: Eukaryota; Fungi; Ascomycota; Lecanoromycetes; Lecanorales; Ramalinaceae
Exons: 5
Coding region: 1-1506 (501 amino acids)
Cellular component (GO): cytoplasm
Molecular function (GO): saccharopine dehydrogenase activity
Source: RefSeq, a predicted model, not a curated record
AUGAGACAGCUUCGCGGAGCGGGUAUUGUCCCAUGGUGGAUCCUUGUGGCAAGGAAGCAAGAAGGAGGAUCCCCGCAGCGGCAUUUGCUCUGGGGAAGGUAUCCUGGAAAGCUGACGGCACAGGCAUUCCGGAAGACUUUAGAGGCCGAGCUGGACUCAGGCGGUGAGGCCCCGAGUUCGACCAAUUACUUUACCCGCAGCAUUGACCUUCCUGCCGCCUCUGAUCUCUGCAAACACUUGGAAAACGCCCACGCGGUCUACCUCGACGUAGAGCAGAGCGCAAGCCUCGACGCAGAGGUCAUCAAGGCAGACAUUGUCAUCAGUCUUGUGCCUCCGGCGUCGCACGUUGCCGUCAUAAAGUCUGCCAUUCGAAAUCAGAAGAAUGUCGUCACUACUAGUUACGUCUCACCGGCUAUGCGAGAGCUUGACGCAGCUGCCAAGGCAGCAAACAUUAUCGUGCUCAACGAAUGCGGCUUAGACCCUGGCAUUGACCAUCUCCUCGCCGUCUCGACCAUCGACCGAAUUCAUAAAAAUGGCGGCCUGGUGCGAGAUUUUCGUUCGUAUUGCGGCGCUCUGCCAGCACCAGAAUGCUCAGACAAUCCUCUGGGAUACAAAUUCUCGUGGGCGCCUCGAGGUGUCUUCAUGGCAUUGAAGAGCGGCGCUAGAUACUAUCGAGAUGGCAAAGUCACAGCUGUCACUUCGGACGAUCUAUUGGACAAGCUCGAGACUGUUCCCGCGCCUGCGGUCCAUGGACUCGUUGCAUACCCCAAUCGAGACUCGACAGCAUAUCGCAAACUAUACGGCUUAUCCGAAGCUAAAUGCGUCAUGCGUAAUACCUUGCGAUACUCCCAAUUUCCACCUAUCGUCAAAACUUUGUCAGAUCUUGGGCUGCUUUGCGACGAGAUGUGUGAAUAUCUAGAGCCGUCAACUGAAAAGCUCACGUGGAAAGAUCUAAUGCGACUCGUUCUGGAUACUAAAUCUUCCGAUGGGACGAGUCUCAAACGGGCGAUUGAAUCGAAGACGUCAUUCUCUUCAGACGAGUCGAAGGCCCAGAUUCUCGCUGGGAUCGAAUGGCUGGGUCUCUUCUCGGACGAGAUUGUGACACCUCGUCACACGCCGCUCGACACUCUUUGUACCACACUCGAGCAGAAGCUGAGGUACGAGGAAAAUGAGCGGGACAUGGUGAUACUUGAGCAUCAAUUCGAAAUUGAGCAUGACAAUGGCGACAUGGUAAGCAAACAAACCCCCGAAAAGAUCAGGACUAAUGUACAACAGGAGACAAGACGUGUUUCAAUCAAGCGCUUCGGCGAUCUUCAGGGUCAAUCGGCGCUCUCUACCCUCGUUGGAGUUACCGCUGCGGUUGCAGCGCAAAUGAUCAUACAAGGCCGGCUUUCACAGCGCGGUGUGGUUGCACCAGUGAACAUCCAUGUUGCCAAGGCUAUGCUUACUGAACUCAAGAAAUAUGGGAUCAAACCACGAAUACACUCUGCCAGAGAGCCGGCUUAA